Molecule: messenger RNA, 5013 nt
Organism: Capsaspora owczarzaki ATCC 30864
Lineage: Eukaryota; Filasterea; Ministeriida; Capsasporidae
Product: SCAP protein
Exons: 8
Coding region: 1-5013 (1670 amino acids)
Biological process (GO): SREBP signaling pathway
Cellular component (GO): Golgi membrane; endoplasmic reticulum membrane
Molecular function (GO): sterol binding; protein binding
Source: RefSeq, a predicted model, not a curated record
AUGCCACCCCUUCCGACCCAGCAGUCCGGCCCGACCAGCGUCGCCGCCGCCGCAGCAGCAGCAGCAUCAUUAUCAGCAGCAUCGUCGUCGUCCUCGACCCUGUCCUCGGCAGCCGCUGCGUCGUCCUCGUCCUCGUCCUCGUCCUCGUCCUCGUCUGUGCUCGACAACCUGCCGUUCGUCCCUCGGAUUCGCAGCCUCCUUUCCGAGCUGUACUACCGCCAUGGCUUCUUUUGCGCAUUGCAUCUUCACGGUCGUCUCAGUUCCGCUGGUCGACUUUUCGAUCUAUGGCGUCUACGAUCCGGCUCCAUCAAAGGUAAUGCGCACUUUGAGCGGCUUGGUGCGAGCGAACGAAUUGGCCCAAUCAUGGGCCCGAUUGACGCACUGCCAGCCAACCAGAGACAGGCAUUCGUGGACCAGCACGGCAGUGUGCCGCUCCUCCGCGUGCAGAACAUUCUGCUGACGUCGAGUCGGCUCGCACACAAAUCCGUCGCACUCGCAUCUGCAUUGCCGCCAGGAUUGACGGGCAUUGCAGCAUUUCAGACUGGCCAUGCAGACCCGCGAGGCGACGCCGCCCUUCCGCGGUCAUCAAAGCACGGCAUCAACAACGGCGCCGCUGCCGCUGCCGACGGAGACCGCAACACCCACAACAAUAAUAACAAUGCAGGUCUCGGUGAAGAUGGCGGCACUGAUGCUGGCAGGACCGGACGCCUGAAUGACCGGAAUGGUUUGCCCGUGUCACCACCGCUCAAUCUGCAUGUCAACGAAGCGACACACGCAGCGCUCGUCCAGCAGAUGGUCCGGCGAGGCAUGCUGCACAAGUCGAUAUUGCUCGGUGUCAUGGACAUUGUCACCUUCCUCCACCAGUUCCAGCUCGAGCGCGGAGGUCGAACCUACCGAUUACAGGAUUUCUGCCAGCGAAAAGCGGAUGGUUCGUGCUUGGUGCUGUCGCCCGCAGAUUUCUGGCACAACAACCGCACCGUGCUCGAGGAAGACUCUGAUAUUCUGAGCACCAUCUCGCGGGAGCUCUUCCCAUCGUUUUCAGACGAAAUGGUGUCCGCAAAAGACGCGCUCCUUCUUGCUCGGAUUCGGAAACGGUCAAUGCUGCAAAUUGAUGGAGCCGGCGCGCUGUUUAUCGUGCUUGUGCUGCGAAGCGACAGCUGCAAUCCUUCGCCGGAAGAGACCGUCUUUUUGCAGGCCAUGUGGCGCCAGCUGUCCACGGCCUGGCUGCCUGCGCAAUGGGAUUUGCGCUUCCAAGAAUACGAUUCGGCCGACACUGCCGACAUUGAGCACAUCUUUUACGAAUUUCGGGACGAGGAGCGCACCUCUGCUGACGUGGGCUUUUUGAUUCUCAGCUAUUUGAUUGUGUUCUUGUACAUUUCUUUUUCCAUCGGCAAGUUCCACAUGGUCAAGAGCAAGUACGGUCUUGGAUUCACGGCCGUCGUGACGGUGUUUUGCUCCAUGAUUAUGGCCGUGAGCAUCUGCGUGGCCCUCGGUGUCAAGCCAACAUUGGUGGCAGUUGAAAUCAUCCCAUUCUUGGUGAUUAUCGUUGGCGUGGAAAACAUUUUCGUGCUGACAAGUGCGGUAGUCGCCACAAGCAUUGAUUUGCCGGUCAAAGUGCGCAUUGCGCAAGGGUUGAGUCAAGCCGGUCCUUCCAUCACAUUCUCGUUGCUGACCGAGCUGACCAUCAUGGUCAUUGGCAUUUUUACAAGCAUUCCCGCCCUUCAACUUUCCGACUUGCAUCAUGCUGGCAGCUCGCGGAAGUUUUCAGAGGCCGGCUUGGAUACCAGCUCCCUGGAGUCCAAACUGCUCAGCGAUUUGAAAGGCGGCGCUGGGUUGUCAUCCAGCGAUGACGCCAUGCAGGGUCAAGCCGAGGGCAGCGGCUCGGAGCGAUUUUCAGUGCUCGCGCUCAUGUUUGAUCCGCUCAUCAUCAAGACGGUCAUUGUCAUCCUGUUCAUGUCCAUUCUCGCAUUUGGGCUGUACAAUGGCGAUGCCAUCACACGCUCCGAUGCGCUGUUGAUUGACGAGUCAAACGCGCUGUCGAUCGAAGCUACCUUCUCCUAUUGGCGAUUGCUGCACCCGCACUUGCAAAACUCGUCGCUGCAUCACCGGCACUUUGAUAUUUUACCUUCCGUCACCAUUGACGCGUGGCUUCCGCUGGAAAACCCAGUGUCCUUCCUCCUUGCCGAAGCUGCGCCCGAAGCGCUCAAAGCCAUCUCGAGUGCCACUCCGUCCUCGCAGUCCGCCUUCCAGCAGUUAAUCGACCGCGCCCUGGCGCCUUCCUCGCUGUCGCGGAUGCGCCGCAUGGGCGACAAUGCAACUAUUGCCGAGGCAGAGCAACAGCACGGGCAGAACAUUAUCGCUCGAGCGCUGACUGCGCUGCUCUCUUCGCCGUGGAUCCCCAUGUUUGGCAGCGACGAAUCUGGCUAUCGUACGCGCUUGGUUGAGCGCAUUUUCAAUCUCAGCGAGGUGGUUCAGCAAAGUCCUGGCGCCCAGGUGCUGGUGGUGCUGAUUUUCGUCGCUGGCCUCGCCUGCACCUGCUACUAUUACUACUUUUUCGUUGUCGUUAUCAGUCGUCGCUUCUCCACGCGACCCAAGCGGUCGUCACGCCGAAAAUCCGACAGCAAUACGGCGGCGGACAAGAGCAGCAGCAGCAACAGCAGCAGCGCAAGUGCCAGUUUGAGCGCCAGCCGCCGGCACAGUCGCAGCAAUAGCACAGUCACGUCACACUCGAGCGCCGAUCAUGCCACCAACGGCAGUGACACCCCAAGCGAGUUUGGCGCGUCGAGCAGCUCGGCCGCAGCACUGCGCUCUCGCGCUGCCUCGAAACUCUCCGCCGACGAUCUGAGCGAUCUAUUCCAGUUAGAAGGGCUCGGCCAAAGCGCGAGCUCGGCGAGUGCGUCCGCGAGCGCAUCCACCAAUGGCCAAAGCUCUCUCGGCCCUCUGGAUCUGCAGGGCAAUUGGUUGGACAAUCGUCAACUUCGCCUCGAUUAUUUGACGCUCCGUGGUCACGCGCAAAGCGUAGAAUGCUUGGAGGUGAAUGACGCUCUCGUCUUUUCAGCUGGCCUUGACCAGUCCGUCCGCGUCUGGGACUUGGCCAGCGGCGAGAAUGUGGCGUCCAUCGACGUCGGCGAUGACUCGGCCGCUGCUGUUUGGUGCAUGACACCCGUUCGAUUUGCGCUGCCCAAAAGCUCUGCAGGCCAAACAGCUCUGCACGAUUCGAGAGGGCGAGGCGUGAUUGUCGGUUGUGCGGAUGGCUCUGUCAAGUUUUGGACGGUUUUGUCAGCAGAGCAAAGCCAAGCUCUUCUUGCUUCACCUGUCGGUCCUUCUAAAGUGUCACCGCCGCCGUCAUCGCCUCAACGGCAACGCUUUACCGUCGCUCAGCCGUCACAAGUACAUGGUCUCAAGCACUCGGCCGCCGUUUCGUGCUUGUGCUCGCUUCCUUUCGGUGUUGUGGCUACUGCCUCGCUGGACGGCACUGUCCGUAUGUGGGUGGUCACCACGGGACGUCGCGCCGGCGCUCGCCAGACACCUGCUCGUCAACAGCAGCAACAACCUCUGCAAGCUCAGCAGCAACUCGAUGCAGCAGCAGCAACGCCACCGCCAAUGCACUCCAGAACAAAGUCCUUUUCCUAUGGGACUUCGCAACCAGCAACUCCUUCGGGCGGCUUUUCUUCGCGUUCGAGCUCGUUUACAGCACUCUCCCCUCAGCAUUUGAUUGUACAACAACAACCUCAGGCACAGCAGCAGCCCACAUGGUCGACUGCCAGCAACUACUUGUCACCUGGCAACCCACAUAGUUCCGAUUCGACAUCCGCGCCCUCGACACCGACGUUCACCAGUUCCAUGCCGAAUUUGUCCCUCACUCAAUUAGACAGCAGCACUUUGGAGUCGAGUCCGAACCGAUCUCCUCCCGCCACGCCGCAAUCACAACAGCAGCAGCAGCAGCAGCAGCAGCCGCAGCAACAACAACCGCAGCAACAACAACCGCAGCAGCAGCGUGAGCCGUCCCUCUUGUGCGUUCGCACCAUUCAAGGCAUUCACAAGCAUGGCAUUUCCGCGAUCUGCUCAUUUGCCGAUCCGCUUCGGCUCGCAACUGGCGAAAUGGACGGCACUGUGCGCGUGUUUGAUGCUGGCACUGGCGAGCCCGUUCAUGCCCUGUUUGGACAUUCUGGCAAGAUCACCUGGAUGCAUGCCGACGGUGUGCAGUUGGUCACGGGCGACGCGAACGGUCGCGUGCGUGUGUGGCACAUUGUGAAUGGCACCUGCCUCCUCACGCUGAAGGGCCAUACCGAUGGUAUCCUGUGCGUCCGUUCGGAACUCUCCAUUCCACGCACUGCUGCAGCCGCUGCCGUGGCGAGCAUGCUUGGCGCGAUGGGAUCGAGCUCGAGUCUUGUCAACUCUCCAGCAGGCCCGCCGCCAAUGACACCUCCGAUUCAUGUGAGCUCUGCCAACGACCACACGGCACCUUCAACUCCUGCCGCCACACCCUCAGGAUCACGCUCGGGCGCACUCACCUCGCCGCCGUCGUCAACCGCCUCCGCUCGCCUCCACCACCGCGCCGCUGUGCAGUUUGUCCCUGGGCUGACGUCAACCCCGUCUCCCUCGCAAAACACUGCAUGGACUGCGUUCCCGUAUCUCGUCACAAGCUCGUUGGACGGCACGGUGAGAGUGUGGGAUCGCCGUGGCAACUGCGUGCGUGUCAUUCAGCAUUUCGCCCCAGACCUCGUGCUGCUGCCGCGCCAACGCCGUGUGCUCUGCGCGGGCGAAGGCGAGCUGGUCAUGUUUGAUCUGCCUUCCGGAAAAACGGCACGGCGGUUGGCGCUGUCCUACACGGCCAUGUUUUCCGCAGCCGUGUCCAUCAACCACGUCCGCUUGGUGGGCGGUCGGCUCGUGUGUGACUUUGGCGACCGGAUAAAAAUCCUCGCCUGUCCCGCGGCGCUCGCCGGGCACGCAUCUUCUAGUAGUAGUGGUAGCAGUAGCGGCACGGGUGCCGACACCAGCAAACUGGAUUGA